Microtus ochrogaster (prairie vole) is the source of this 1113-nucleotide messenger RNA. RefSeq names its product DMRT like family C2 (gene Dmrtc2). Lineage: Eukaryota; Metazoa; Chordata; Mammalia; Rodentia; Cricetidae. Gene Ontology annotation, cellular component: nucleus. Gene Ontology annotation, molecular function: sequence-specific DNA binding. The record is from RefSeq and is a predicted model, not a curated record. Gene Ontology annotation, biological process: regulation of DNA-templated transcription.
AUGGACCCCAAUGAAGCACCUGCUCUCCACCACUGCUCUGCUGACUCUUCCCCAGGGAGUGAGGACAGAGUCCCCCAGAGCACAGAACUCAUUCCCAGGAGACCUGUCAGUCGCUCUCCAACCUGUGCCCGCUGUCGUAACCAUGGUGUCACAGCCCAUCUCAAGGGCCACAAGCGCCUCUGCCUCUUUCAGGCUUGCGAGUGUCACAAGUGUGUCCUUAUCCUGGAACGUCGGAGAGUCAUGGCUGCCCAAGUGGCCUUGCGUAGGCAGCAGGAGGCUCAGCUAAAGAGGCACCUGGCUCAGGGCCUGAUGAAAGGGACAACCCCCCUGAAAGCUCCCCUCCGUGUCAAGAAGGGAGCCAUUCGACCAGGGGUCCCUUCUGGAAAGGAGAACAUAGCACCCCAGCCUCAGAGUCCCCAUGGAGCAGUCCCACUGGUGCUGACACCCCCUGGGAAGGAGAACUAUGGGCCUCUGCUGCUCAGCCGCCCCCAGGAAGCCUUGCCUUUGCCCUGGACUCCAGUGCCUCCUGGGCCUUGGGGCCCUGGACACUGGCUGCCACCAGGCCUCUCAAUGCCACCUCCAGUAGUGUGCCGCUUGCUGUGCCAGGAGCCUGCUGUCCCUCUGCAUCCCUUCCCUGGCUUUGACCCUGGCACGUCUCUCCGGCUGCCCACUCAUGGAACCCUCCCAACCUGCCCAGGAUCUCGCUCAGUGCUGGCAGCUCCACUUUCUGGAGAGCCCCAAGGACCCCCUAACCUGCCUCACACAUGUUCAACUCUGAUACUCCAGUCCUGCGGAGCCCCAGACUCUCUCCUGCUACAGCCACAGGCCCCUGGAACCUCUUGCCUGGCCUGGACAUCUGGCCCCUCAGAGCGGCAGUUACAGCGAGAGGCAGCUGAGGCCCUUGUAGGUCUGAAAGAUUCAUCCCAGGCUCCCCGCCUGACCCCAUCUGUCCCCCCAAACCCUGCCUGGAUCUCUCUGCUCCACCCCUGUGGCCCACCAGCUCCUCCUGGGGGAAGAGGAUUCCAGCCUGUUGGCCCACCUCUCAGGCCCAGUCCAGCUUCCUCUGUCUCUCUGCACAUUGGGCGUCUGGGAUCCAUCUCCCUCCUCAGCUAG